GGGCGAUGGGAGCGGAGCGGCGGGGCGCGGGGCUGCCUGGCGGCGCGGGGCGGGCGGGGGGGCGACCCCCGGGCGGCCUCCGGCACAUGGCCUUCGUCAUGAUGAAGAAGAAGAAGUUCAAGUUCCGCGUGGAGCUGGAGCUGGACGAGCUCUCCUCCGUGCCCUUCGUCAACGGCAUCCUCUUCUGCAAGGUGCGGCUGCUGGACGGUGGCAGCUUCAGCGGGGAGUCCUCCCGGGAGGUAGUACAGGCAAACUGUGUCCGCUGGAAGAAAAAGUUCUUAUUUAUGUGUAAAAUCAGUGCCAGUGCCACAACCGGGAUUCUGGAUACUUGCAUUUGUAGGGUGUCUGUACGGAAGGAGUUAAAAGGAGGAAAGGCAUAUGCAAAGCUGGGAUUUGCAGACCUAAAUCUAGCAGAGUUUGCUGGAUCAGGAAAUACCACUCGUCGCUGUUUACUGGAAGGUUAUGAUACCAAAAAUACAAGACAGGAUAACUCCAUUCUCAAAGUUUUGAUCAACAUGCAGCUAAUGUCGGGAGACCCAUGCUUUAAAAUGCCUCCUUCCACAGCAACAUCUAUAGCAAUUGCUGGAGAAUCAGAAUCUUUGCAUGAAGACAGGAGAGGUGGAGAAAACUUAAAAGUGGUACAUAUGGGCAUGGCAGAUGUCUCAUCAAAGAGUGCCUCAGUCCCAGAUGAACUUGGAGCAUGUGGACAUUCCAGAACAUCAAGCUAUGCAAGUCAGCAGUCAAAACUGGCAGGAUAUAACACGGGUCACUCUAGAUCAUACAGCCUGUCUGAACUCUGCCAUAGGAGAAACACCUCAUUGGGUAGUACCUCAACAGCAAUUGGAAGUAUCCUAGAGCCGUAUGAAGUGACUGAGCCAACUGAAGCUGAUAUCGAAACAUCUAUUCAAGAUGCACCAUCAGAAAAACUCUGCAGGCAUCCCGUAAAGCAAGACUCUGUGGAGUCACAGCUGAAGAGAGUCGAUGCUACCAGAGUUGAUGCUGAUGACAUAGUUGAAAAAAUACUGCAGAGUCAAGACUUCAGUUUAGACUCAAGUGCGGAAGAAGAAGGCUUAAGGUUAUUUGUGGGCCCUGGUGGAAGCACUUCUUUUGGAAGCCAUCAUCUACCCAACAGGAUCUGGAGCAUAUGAGCAGGUGGUGAUAAAACGCUAGAAUAGAAGACAAACAAGGAAAAGUCGGAACCCUGGCAUUGAUACUUCUCAUUUUUUUGCUCUGUUGCAAGAAUUGUUAAACCUAAAAUGAACUCAGUGUGAUCGUUUUUCAAAAAGUAAUGGACUGCCUCUUGCUCAUAGAGCUUCAUCUUCUGUGAUAUGAAGGCAAUGUUGAGCUAUGUAUACCUUGCGAGCACCUGGGCUGUUUUUCUAAGUUCUACCUGAUGUUAUGGAAUUACUUACUUUUUAAGUGGUAUUAAAUACUUCUGGAAGCAUUGAUAAGUGAGUCUCAUUUCAGUAUUUUAUACAGGAGAUCACUUGUGGUGAUGUGCUUUGUUUGCAACUUCUAAAGCAGCUUUGGAAAGUCUAGAGGUUUAAAUGCAUCGAUUGUGACGUCUGGUUUUGGGCAAGGGACAAAAGAAGUGGGAUACCACAUCAAAAUACUAAGGCACUGUAGUGCAUUAUCUAGAAAGCUGGCUUUAUUGUGAAAUCUGGAGUUCAAAAGCUGCUUCCAGAGGAACUUACUUCAAUAAUGCAUGAACUACGAGACUCAGUGGAAUGGUACUGUUUACAAACCUAGUCGGUAGCUUACUACCACUUAAAACUUUCUAUUGUAGCUUAAUCCUUCACAGUUAGUGCUUUACUUGUGUUUUGAAUGUGCCUUGGGAUCGGGGCAGUACAGGGAGAUUCAACUAUGUAGUGAGCAACUUAAGCUUUAAAACUAGGUAAACACCUAUACUAUUAUCAAUAAAACUUAAUAAAGAAGCACUUUAUUGUAGAUGUACUGUGCACUCUGAGAAAGUCUUACUGUGCAGCAGCCUUGUUGAACACUUCUUCCUUCACUGUCUGUGCUCUCUUACAUAAGGGUCAAUGUACUGUAUUUAAAUUUGCACAAGUAGUGAUGUACUUGACAGGCAAGAAAGACAAAAGAUCUCCAAAAUUUUCAUUGAGGAUCAUGAAGGAAUCUUAUCUUUAAAGGGAUGUUUUAGGUGCCACAGUUCUAAUUCGGGGUUGGCUCUGCUGUAUUUAAUUGUAAACUGCUAAUGACCUUAAUUUUGUUAGGAUUAGUUGUAUUGUUUAUCAGUAAGAGUUGGAUUAAAUAAAAAUACAAGUAUUGUGGCCAUUUCCCAAAGCUCUGAGUGCUUCAAAUUCUGCUCAGUGAUGUUUGACAUCCUUUUAUUGAAAUGUGAGUAGGCCAUAUUUAACAGGUUAAAUUAGGAAAAGCAGGCUUUGUUUUUUUUAAUAAAUCGAUAGUAGAGUUAUUAAGCAAAUUUUUGUGGUUUUUAAGGAAAUUUCAGAUUUUAAAGCUGGAGUACUGUUAUUGAAUAGGAUUAAUACGAGCUAUUUCUCAGUUACGGUACAUAAAUACUUUUAUUUCCUACUGUUAAUUAUAAUCUCUUUGAAGUGUUUUAAUGGGUAAAAGAAUUAAUACAAAGACUACAUUUUAGCUGCUGUCAAUAGAAGUGUGGUGUUAUCAGUUUCUGCCCUCCCCUGGAGUUUUAAACAGAAACUGCAUAACUGCUAGUGUGCAACUAUCUCUCCGAACAUGAUAGUUUCCUUUCCCGUUGUGUAACUAAUUUGUACCAAAAAAAUCCUACUGCAAACCAAAAGAUCCAUGAAAUUGGAAUAAAUUGAGUUGCUUUCAGUACUCUUUUAUCACUGCUACACUUGUUAACAAAUUUAUUAAACCCAGUAGUAGUUAGAUAGGAGUUUGUUUAAGCUUACUAGCAAAACCACUCAUUGUUUGAGGUCAAACAACAUUCUACAGAUACUUACAUCAUUCUGCAGGGAAUUCCCAUAGCCCAGAUGUGUAUUCUGUGUUAAAGGACACAACUAACUGCCAUAGAUUAGCUACUUUGUUUACUAGAAACCAAUUACUUCCUUGGCUGAGCGUAUCUUUUAACUAGGAGGGAAGUUUACAUGGAAAUCAAGCUUUUAAUAAAACUGUAUUCUAGUAAUUUAUUGUUCUUACUUUGAGCUCCAAGUUGUUAUGAAGUGAUUCUUUAAUUGUACAUAUUUUAAGUGGACCAUAACCUUCAUAUUUAGAUGUAGUAUUUUCUUUUUUGUAAACUGUGUUAUAAGAAUACUGGAGACUCUUACAUAGUAAACUAUUCGGGAUGUGUCAGUGGGUUGUUGGUUUUUUAACUGUAUUUAAAUGCUAAUGUCUCAGAUAUUCAAUAAACUCAUGUCUUCAGCUUGGAAUCUCU
Molecule: messenger RNA, 3376 nt
Organism: Cuculus canorus (common cuckoo)
Lineage: Eukaryota; Metazoa; Chordata; Aves; Cuculiformes; Cuculidae
Gene: EEIG2
Product: EEIG family member 2
Exons: 11
Coding region: 6-1148 (380 amino acids)
Source: RefSeq, a predicted model, not a curated record